Molecule: messenger RNA, 1616 nt
Organism: Humulus lupulus (European hop)
Lineage: Eukaryota; Viridiplantae; Streptophyta; Magnoliopsida; Rosales; Cannabaceae
Product: probable protein phosphatase 2C 11
Exons: 12
Coding region: 172-1224 (350 amino acids)
Biological process (GO): protein dephosphorylation
Molecular function (GO): protein serine/threonine phosphatase activity; cation binding
Source: RefSeq, a predicted model, not a curated record
CAAUUGGAUCAAAAUCAUUCAUCAACGUCCAAUUUCUUUAUAAUUACAUCUCUUUCUCCCAAACCAGACUGUACGGACUUCUGGACCCUCAUCUGAGAUUGGAGAUAUAUUUGGUAAUCUUUGUAGUGGGAUUUUAUAAUUGGGAUCUGAAGAAAAGAUUUUCUGUUAACUAUGGGAAUAUAUCUCAGUUCUCCCAAAACUGAUAAAUCCUCAGAAGAGGGAGAGAAUGAAAGACUUCGAUAUGGGGUGUCUUCUAUGCAAGGGUGGCGGGCAUCCAUGGAAGAUGCUCAUUCUGCUUAUCCAAAUUUGGACAGUUCCACUUCUCUUUUUGGUGUUUAUGACGGUCAUGGAGGUAAAGCAGUUGCAAAGUUCUGUGCCAAGUAUCUUCACCAACAGGUGCUCAAGCAUGAAGAUUACAUAGCUGGAGAUAUAGGCUCAGCUUUACAGAAAUGCUUUCUAAGAAUGGAUGAGAUGAUGCGUGGCCAAAGGGGGUGGAGAGAAUUGGCAAGCUUAGGUGAUAAUUUAGACAAGGUUUCUGGUGUGAUAGAAGGGUUAAUAUGGUCUCCUAGAGGUGGGCAUUCUAAGAGAGGUGAAUUCAGUAACCAUGUUGAUGAUUGGCCUUCGGAAGAGGGACCCCACUCGGAUUUUGAUGGACCGAAUUGUGGUAGCACAGCUUGUGUUGCGGUCAUUCGGAACAAACAACUUGUUGUAGCAAAUGCUGGUGAUUCUCGUUGUGUGAUAUCUAGGAAGGGUCAGGCAUAUAAUUUGUCGAAAGAUCAUAAGCCAGACUUAGAGGUUGAGAAAGAUAGGAUUCUGAAAGCCGGUGGAUAUAUCCAAGUUGGACGGAUCAACGGAAGUUUGAACUUAACAAGAGCUAUAGGAGAUGUGGAAUUCAAACAAAACAAACAUUUGACUGCUGAAAAACAGAUUGUAACGGCUAAUCCAGACAUAAAUACUAUUGAACUAUGUGAUGAUGAUGAGUUUCUGGUUUUAGCUUGUGAUGGGAUAUGGGAUUGCAUGUCUAGUCAACAACUGGUGGACUACGUACGAGACCAGCUAAAAGAAGAAACUAAGCUCUCGGCCAUUUGCGAGAAAGUUUUUGACAGAUGUGUGGCACCAACAGCUGGUGGGGAAGGUUGUGACAAUAUGACUAUGAUCUUGGUUCAGUUUAAAAAACCCAUUAAUAAUGCAGAUGCUUCAGUUGAUGAGCAGUCUCCUUCGUGAUCAACAUUCUAAACCGAGAAUAGUUAAGGGAAGAGUGAAGGAAGGGUUCGAACUUCGAAUAGUCUUUGAAGAAGUCCUCUAAACUGACUUUUGUUCCCUGGAAUUUGAUUGUGGCUGCUAUCUAUGGUUGGCACAGAAAUAUUCAUCACAAUUCUGUAUUGAUUGGUGAAAUGAAGUCUUAUGGCAUUUACUACUGUACAUAUUCAAGGUAUCAAGUAUUAUAGUUUGUCUUGACUUCUGAGUUCUGUCUGUACGUCAUCUCUUAGUGUUUUUGUCUGGUGGGUGCCUCAGAUUUUAAAGGGCUUUCCCUGUUUUUUUCUUCUUUUUUGUUACAUAUCCACUGACCAAACAAGGAUCAAUAAACAAUAUUAUCUAUUCCUAUUUUCUGAUAA